Molecule: messenger RNA, 969 nt
Organism: Trichoderma virens Gv29-8
Lineage: Eukaryota; Fungi; Ascomycota; Sordariomycetes; Hypocreales; Hypocreaceae
Exons: 1
Coding region: 1-969 (322 amino acids)
Biological process (GO): carboxylic acid metabolic process
Molecular function (GO): catalytic activity
Source: RefSeq, a predicted model, not a curated record
AUGGCUUCCAUGGACGCUGUGUUCGCCGCAUACAAAAAGCGGCGGGCCGCUCUUGAUGCAAGCAACAAUCCCUUUGCCAAUGGCGUCGCCUGGAUCGCAGGAGAGCUGUCGCCACUAGUAGAGGCACGGAUCCCCAUUGUCGACCAAGGCUUUCUUCAUGGCGAUAUGUGCUACGAUGUCCCGUCGGUGUGGGAUGGGAAAUUCUUCCGCCUGGAUGAUCACAUCACGCGGUUCGAAGCCAGCUGUGCAAAGCUUCGACUGAAGCUGCCAAUUCCGAGGGAUGAGCUCAAGAGCAUCUUGUUUGACAUGGUCGCAAAGAGCGGGAUGCGAGAUGCCUAUGUCGAAUUAAUCGUCACACGAGGUUUCAAGGGUGUUCGAGAAUCUAAACCAGAAGACAUCGUCAACAAUCUGUAUGUCAUUCUGCUACCAUACGUCUGGCUCAUGGACCCGGAUGAGCAAUAUCACGGCGGCAGCGCAAUCGUCGCACGCACGGUUCGACGCACUCCUCCUGGUGCCAUGGACCCUACAAUCAAGAACCUUCAAUGGGGCGACAUGGUGCGCGGAAUGUAUGAAGCCAGGGAUCGUGGAGCCAGCUAUCCGUUCCUUACCGAUGGAGAUUCCAACCUGACAGAGGGAUCCGGAUACAACAUUGUCUUUGUCAAGGACGGCGCCAUUUACACGCCCGAUAGGGGAGUGCUGCACGGCAUCACGCGCAAGACUGUCAUGGAAGUUGCUCGUGCCAGUGGGAUCGAUGUUCAUGUUGAGGUGGUGCCUGUCGAGAUGGCAUACACGUGCGAUGAGAUAUUCAUGUGCACAACGGCUGGCGGCGUUAUGCCAAUCACGACUCUCGACGGGCAGCCCGUGAAAGAUGGAAAAGUUGGACCGAUAACGAAGACGAUUUGGGACGGUUACUGGGCGAUUCACGAUAAUGCUACGUAUACUACCGAGAUCGAUUACUUGGCGAAUUGA